Molecule: messenger RNA, 1097 nt
Organism: Protobothrops mucrosquamatus (brown spotted pit viper)
Lineage: Eukaryota; Metazoa; Chordata; Lepidosauria; Squamata; Viperidae
Gene: PPP1R3B
Product: protein phosphatase 1 regulatory subunit 3B
Exons: 3
Coding region: 150-1046 (298 amino acids)
Biological process (GO): regulation of glycogen biosynthetic process
Cellular component (GO): protein phosphatase type 1 complex
Molecular function (GO): glycogen binding; protein phosphatase 1 binding
Source: RefSeq, a predicted model, not a curated record
AAAAAAACGGAGACCUUGAAGUGCUCUUUAAGCAUCCUGAAAUUUGCAGGGAAUGAAUUUGUAAUGCCUGCAGGAUGUGAAAUUCUGGUGUCCCUCUGUCUUCUGCCCCACAGCUUGAAGCAGCAAUCCAGUUCAUCUCCUUUGCCCCUAUGAGAAUCUUGGAUUCUUUUCCUCAGAAGCCCAGAAUGGCAGUGGAUGUAGCCAUGCAACUCUACCUGCGGGCACCCUCUUUGCGGAAAGAGAGUUUUGCCUACAAAAUAGCCCCAAAGAUCAAGAAACCUUUGCGACCCUGCAUCUAUGUCAACAGCAGCCCUGUGUUGAAUGAGCUGGGGGCAGAGGUCCAAGCUCUGCAGAGGAACAGGGUGAAGAAAAGGGUUUCUUUUGCGGACAGCAGAGGCUUGGCUCUGACAGUGGUGAAAGUGUUCUCAGAAUUUGAUGACCCCUUGGAUAUUCCCUUGAACAUCACAGAACUGAUAGACAAUAUUGUGAGCCUGACCACAGUGGAUCACGAUGACUUUGUCUUGGAUUUUGUACAGCCUUCGGCAGAUUACUUGGACUUCCGGAAUCGCCUGCAGGCGGACUGCGUUUGCCUUGAGAACUGCAUGUUGAAAGAUAAAGCUAUUGUGGGUACUGUGAAAGUCAGGAAUCUGGCGUUUGAGAAGGCCGUCAAGAUUCGGAUGACCUUUGAUACUUGGAAAACCUUCACGGAUUACCCAUGCCAAUACGUGAAGGACACCUAUGCCAGUUCCGAUAAGGAUACGUUCUCCUUUGAUAUUAGUUUGCCAGAGCGGUUUCAAGCCCAUGAAAGAAUCGAGUUUGCAGUGUGUUAUGAAUGUGAUGGCAAAGUCUACUGGGAUAGCAACAAGGGGUUGAAUUACAGGAUCAUCCGCUCUGAACUCAAAUCGGCUCGGGAGAUUUCACAACCUCAUAGUGAGCCAGAUUUUGGGAUUGCCUUUGAUCAGUUUGGAAGCCCCCGGUGUUCUUAUGGUUUAUUUCCUGAAUGGCCUAGCUAUUCCGGAUAUGAAAAACUUGGCCCUUAUUAUUAAAUCAGAGACUCUGGAUUAUAUUUACUGCACAGGAAUGAAGAGACAGAGAGA